AUGUUUCGCGGCGGCGCAAGUAUGCGACAGUGUCGCCAGAUCCAACGGUCGACCAACUGCUCUCACGAUAUACUGUUCCGCAGAAAGGAGCAUCUUGAGAAGCUGAGACCGAAUUUAAUCGUGAGGCGCGAGCCGUCGAGGUUCUGUUCGCCUCGUACUACCCUGCCACUAGGGCUCCUGAGGACGAUAUCAAGCUCCGUCGCUGGUUCUCCACGGCCUAAACCAAGCACGCAGUCUACCCGCAAACCAAAUAGACUUCUUUCCACUUGGGAAGACCGGAGAUACUUCUCCGCCCCUACAGUCCGUCUACUGUCUGACAACGACGCAAACAAGAAUGAAGAUACCACUCGAUCUGACAUCUCCGCCAACACCCCGACGCCAACAUCACCAUCCACAACGCACAACCCAAGUCCACCCGCAAAGUUCUGGAGCCACCAGAUGUACAAGCGCCCCGACGGCGGCGACAUCACGGUGCACUACUGCCGAUCGGUCAAAAGCGCCGAAGACGUGGCCCAGCACUUCCUGCACGACGACAUCCUCGGCUUCGAUCUGGAAUGGAAAGCCCAGGCCUCGACGCAGGACAGCAUCCAGAACAACGUGUCGCUGGUGCAGCUCGCGAACCGCGAGCGCAUCGCGCUCUUUCACAUCGCCAUGUUCCGGCCCGCGCUCGGUCUCGCAGACUUGGUGGCGCCCUCGCUGCGCGCAAUCCUCGAGUCUCCCCGCAUUACCAAGGUCGGGGUGUCCAUCAAGGCGGACUCGACGCGCGUACGCAAGUACCUGGGCAUCAACACGCGCGCCAUCUUCGAGCUCAGCCACCUGCACAAACUGGUGAAGUACUGCUAUUCGAACCCCCGGUUGAUCAAUAAACGCCUCGUCAACUUGAGCGAGCAGGUCGAGGAGCACUUUGGCCUGCCGCUGGCGAAGGAGGAUGAAGUUCGACGUGGUGAUUGGACGCAUGCGUUGAAUUACCGCCAGGUUCAGUAUGCGGCUUCCGACCCGUAUGCCUGCCUUUGUCUAUUCUAUGCCAUGGAUGCCAAACGGAAGGCGUUGGAUCCUGUCCCUCCGUUGCCUGCGCAUGCGGAGCUCGACAUACCAAUCCGCAUUGUGCAUGACGCACCGGUGCAAACAGAUCCGGACGAGGUCGAAGUGGUACGACCGGCUGGGAGUCCGGUGGCUAAGACGAUAUCGUAA
Molecule: messenger RNA, 1191 nt
Organism: Aspergillus terreus NIH2624
Lineage: Eukaryota; Fungi; Ascomycota; Eurotiomycetes; Eurotiales; Aspergillaceae
Product: 3'-5' exonuclease
Exons: 2
Coding region: 1-1191 (396 amino acids)
Biological process (GO): nucleobase-containing compound metabolic process
Cellular component (GO): nucleus; cytoplasm
Molecular function (GO): 3'-5' exonuclease activity; nucleic acid binding
Source: RefSeq, a predicted model, not a curated record